This is a messenger RNA of Leptosomus discolor (cuckoo roller), 1236 nucleotides long. The record is from RefSeq and is a predicted model, not a curated record. Lineage: Eukaryota; Metazoa; Chordata; Aves; Leptosomiformes; Leptosomidae.
CUCAUGAAGACCAAAUUAGACCCAGAAGGACUGGGCAUCAUAUUACUGGGUCCCUUUCUGCAAGAAUUCUUCCCUGAGCAGGACUCUAGGGUUUCAGAGUCAUUCGCUGUUUACCAUUACAAUGGACUGAAGCAAUCUAACUAUAACGAAAAGGUGAUGUAUGUGGAAGGCACAGCAGUCAUUAUGGGUUUUGAAGAACCAAUGCUACAGACCGACGACACCCCUGUAAAACGCUGCUUGCAAACCAAAUGGCCGUACAUAGAACUGCUCUGGACCACAGAUCGAUCUCCUUCCUUAAACUGAUCUGUUGGGCAUGAACCACGUACAGCUGUCGAACGCCUGACUGGGGAUACAAGAAGUGGUGUUGCUUGGCCAGCAGCAGACUUUGACUGUGUGGAGUUAUACACUGGUAUCAUUGAUGAAUUGUAAAUAAUGAUUACAAACACUUUUUCAGUGUUAAUUGGAAUAUUUAAUUUUUUAAUCAGAUUGAUUUCUAUUAUAAUAGUUUGUCUUUUUUGGCCACUGUAGUACUGUUAAUGUGAGUUCUCUUAAAAAAAAAAAAAUAAGCCUACCUAUAAAGUUUUAACGUUAUUUUGCCAUUUCAUGGAGAUUUGAAAAAUGUCUCAUAUUGCAGAAUCUGCAUAUUAGAAGUCGGAUCUUUAAAACAUAAAACAUAUUCAGCUUCCUCUGAAUCAUAUAGGCAUGUUUUAUUAUUUAAAUUAUAUUGGCUUACAUUACAGUACCAUAAUGUGUGGACUAGACUGGCCUUUUUACUGGAUAUGUUUUGAUGAGUUUAAAUUUUCUGCAAUUUUUUCCUAAAAUCUAAUUUUUUCCUAAAGAGCUUGCACAAUGUGACAUAAAUAUGAUACAUUUUUAGGAAUACUAAUAAGUAUAAUUCAUAAAUACUCUUUCUUGGCAGUUGUAUAUUACUGUGGCUUAGUUAUCGGGCAUGUUAAAAGUGACAGAAAAUCUGAGGAAAAAUAGAUGUAUUAAUAUUUAUUUGAAUUUGUAUAAAAGAAAUGUAAAAACAGUGGAAAGAAUAUCUUGUUCUAUACUCUUUAAACUAGUCAAACUUAUAAUAUUGCCAAAUACCUCUUCUCAAUUUGUCCAAACAACAGUGUAAGCCAGCGUUAUUGUAUGUGUUAAGUGCAUGAGAACAUCUGUUAUUACAUUAUUAUAUUCCUUUAUUUAUUAUCAACUUGUUAGCCCUAAAAUAAAAUCUUUUCCUCGAGUCAU